CAAUUAAUUUGUGUUCUGUGGUAAUAACAGCAGUGAAGAACAAGAAACGUUUUAAAAUAAACAAUUAGUAUUUCUUACAUUCUCCGGUAUAAAUUUUUAGUUUUGACCAAUAAAUGUAGUUAAUAAUUGGUCACCAUAGUUAAGAAUAAGUGGCUCUUUUCCGUUGUUGUGAUAACUAUGUCGGGAGAAGCAGUGGUUGAUGCAUUGCCAUACAUCGACCAGGGUUAUGAUGAUCCUGGGGUUAGAGAAGCGGCAUUGGCUAUGGUCGAAGAGGAAUGUCGGAGAUAUAGGCCUACUAAAAAUUAUUUAGAAAAUUCUGGCCCUGAACCGAGUACAGCCUUCGAAACACCUGCUUUGCACAGAGAAAUGGAAAGAGUUCAGCAACGAUUGCCAAUGGAACCAUUAUCUAUGAAAAGGUAUGAAUUACCACCCCCACCAACAGGAAGACUAGGGGAACCUACAGCUUGGACAGAAGCAGUUGACAAUUCACAUGCCCAGCUUUCUCACCAAGCUAUAAGAGUCUUAAACUUAGAGCUGCAAUUACAGUACAGUUCAGAAGCUUGGAGAUCAUACCUUAAUGUUUUGCAAGCUUUGGUUGAACGUUCACAGAAUGUUCAUGCACAAUUAAGAAAGCAAAUUGCUGCAGUAAACUGGGAGCGUAAACGUUCUCAAACAGCAAGUGGUGCCAGACUAAGAGCUCUUCGUCGUCGCUGGGCACAACUUGUAUCUGAUAAUUAUCGGUUGGAAAGAGCUAUAAUGCAGCUGGAAAUACAGCUCGAGAAAGCAAAAGGGCAAGUUUCUAGUGAUGGUGGCGAAACUCCAGACAUGGAUCUUGAAGCAGUCAAAAACCUUCCAGACAAAUUCAACUCUGAUACUGAAAAAGAAGUUCAAAAAAAAAUAGAAGAUAUGUUUGCAGACUAACCCAUGGCACUUAAUUAUAAAUAAAUAAGAUUUUAAACAUAAA
Messenger RNA from Pieris napi, 964 nucleotides. It is a transcript of the gene BCAS2, whose product is annotated as pre-mRNA-splicing factor SPF27. The record is from RefSeq and is a predicted model, not a curated record. Gene Ontology annotation, cellular component: precatalytic spliceosome; Prp19 complex; catalytic step 2 spliceosome. The transcript is spliced from 5 exons. Lineage: Eukaryota; Metazoa; Arthropoda; Insecta; Lepidoptera; Pieridae. Gene Ontology annotation, biological process: mRNA processing. The coding region runs from base 178 to 921 and encodes 247 amino acids.